This is a messenger RNA of Umbelopsis ramanniana AG, 693 nucleotides long. RefSeq lists its product as uncharacterized. NCBI's taxonomy places the organism in Eukaryota, Fungi, Mucoromycota, Umbelopsidomycetes, Umbelopsidales, Umbelopsidaceae. The transcript has 2 exons. Bases 299 to 556 code for a protein of 85 amino acids. The record is from RefSeq and is a predicted model, not a curated record.
GCAGAAAAGGGCGGCCGGCCACCCAGUGCGAGACCUGCCGAGAAUUACGCAAAACACGGCAUAUUCACAUCAAAUGUUUGUGCAAGCCCAACGAAGUCGGUAUACCUCGAUGGCUACAUGAGAUUUCCCCUGACUGCAACAAAGAUUUCAAGGCUGGCCAAAGAAAUAAAUCAGUCAUGUCCAUAGAGCGAAUAUCCAAUCCUUAACUGGAGGCUUCAUGCAGUGGUGGUAAUAAAUAAUCUUCAUUUCGCAUACGUUAGUCCUAUUCAAUGGGUGGCAGAAAGCCGUGCAAUUUAGCAUGUUACAAAAUCGUAUGCUGAAAAAGUUCGUGCGAGUCUUGUCUAAAAAGAAGAUUGUCAUCGUGUGGGGACCAGUUCGGAAUCCUCGCUCUCCACUCUCAUAUUCCCAGAAAGGUUUUCGUGUACUUCCGAUGAUAUUUGAUUCCCCAGUCUUUUUUUUUUCUAUUUCUUUCUUCCAAAGCCCUUCUUCAUCUUUGAUCUUUCGGUACCUCUAUGUCCUUUUUAUUGGAGCAUAUGACGCAUUAGGGAAAACAUAAACUUCUCAUUCUACUUUCUUGCAAUUAUAGAAUAAGAGAGGAAAAACAGAACAUACUAGACGCCAUGCACACAAUGACUUGUUCACUGUCGGUACAGCCAACUUCAAGUAAAAGUAGGGAAAAUGUAGGAUAAAAAA